AUGUCAUCUGAUUUAGAUAAAAAAUUGUGUUAAAAACAUAAAUUAGAAAUUUUAACAAUAGAUUUAAAGUAAUCAACUGCUGAUGAAGAUAAAUACCUUUGUAUUAAGUGUUUAAUGGAAAAAAUUGAUAUUUAAAAUAUGGCAUUGGUAGAAGAGACAAAAACAAUGAUUAAGUAAAUGAAAAGUGAGUAAUUGACCUUUAAAAUCAAAGAGUAUUAAAGAAGGAUUGAAAUAUUUAAAUAAAUUCAAUCAUAAGUUAAAGAAUUGAAAUUGUCAAUUAAUAAUACAAUUGACAAAGUUUAAUCCAAUUUAGAUUAAAAAAUAACUCUAAUGGAAAAUGAACUAGAUGAAUCAGAAUCAAAAACAUUUGUUUCUACAUUUGAAGAAGAUAUUCGAAUUUUAUCAAAAAAUUACAAAGGAUCAUUCAGUUUUGAAGUUCCUAAAGAAUUUGAGAAGUCUAUAAAUGAUAAUUCUUAUAUAGAUUAAAUAUAGUAAUAGCUAUAAUCUAUAAUUAAUUGUCCUAAAUUAAUUUAAAUCAAAGAAUCUUUAGAAAAGACUAAAGCGGAAAAUGGAAAUUCAGAAGUUAAGUAAAUAUAAUUACUUAAUAAAUAGGAAGAAGAUCCAUAAGUAAUUAUUAUCUAAAUAUUUAAAUAGAAAACACCAAGUUUAAAGAUUUAAUGCAAUAAACAUGGAAAAGAAAUUAUCAUGUUUAAUUUGAAUCCUGAAAAAACAUAGUUUUCUAGAUUAGCUUGUGUUGAAUGUAUAUAAUCAAAUGAUCCAAUUAAAUACACAACCUUAGAAGAUGCUAAUUUUAAAUGGAAUGAAUAUCUAGGAUAAACAAGCGAUUAGGUUAAACGAUUUUAAAAUUCAAGAUAUUUACAAUCAUCAUAAAUCAUUGAAAUCCUCCAAGACAUUAAGGAAAAGUACAAUUCUACGAUUUCAGAAAUAAUCAAUAAGAUAAACACUUAAUAUUCAAUGUUCUCAUAAAAUGAAACUAAUGAGUUUAAUGAUAAUAUGAUUUUUUUAAUGAAUACAGAGUAAAUUAAUGAACUAACUGAAAUAUUAAGUUAGAAUGAUAAAUUUAAAGCUUUGGCUGAAAAACAAUUUAAUAUUUAGAAAGAGGAUCUUAAUUAACUUGUAUUAAUAUCAACUAAUUUUGGAUAAUUGCUUUAAAAUGAUUUAUUAGCAACUCAAAAAAUAAAUAAGAUUUUUAAAGAUUCAAGUCUUAAUAUAUCUAAUGUAAAAGAUUAGACAGAUGAUAUUGUAUAAGAUGAUAAUAAUUCCAUUUAAAAUCUAUAAUAGAUUAAAUAACUUAAUUAACAAUUACAACACUUUAAAUUAUAUUCGAAUAUCUUGAAUGAAGCCUUAAAUUAGUAUGAGUUAAUUAUGCAAACAAUAAGUAGUUUAUCCAAUGAAUUCAAAGAUGUAUAAUAGUAACAAGUACAACUAUAUUUAUAUUACUAAGUUUAAUCAUUAUGUUUCAAAGAUUGAAAAGGAUUUAUCUCUUAUGUAAAAAUUCACUUAAUUUGAUCAAGUUGCAACUGAACUUAAAUUACUUAAGUAAGAGAAAGAAUAAUUAUAAAAUCAACUUAUAGAAAGUGAAAAGUUAAAUUUAGAGAAUCAAUAAGUGAUAAAUGACUUUAAGAAACAUGAUGCUGAAUAAAUAAAAUAAAUAUCUGAUUUAAGGAAUCAAAAUCAAGGUUUAUUAGUUUAAAUAAAAGAACUUGGAUAAUAAAGUAAAUAAUAAAUCCUAUUUAAUUUAUUAAAGAAACUUAAUGUGAACUUAUACUUAACGAGAAACAAGCAGAAUUGCAAAUUUGCUAACAGUCUAAUCAGAAGAAUGAGCAAAUGAUGAAGUAAUUAUAACAAACUUUAGUAUAAUUAAAAGAUAUAUUAGAAGCAGGAGUGGUAAUUCUCUUAAUUACUUANAUAAUAAUUCCAUUUAAAAUCUAUAAUCGAUUAAAUAACUUAAUUAACAAUUACAACACUCUAAAUUAUAUUCGAAUAUCUUGAAUGAAGCCUUAAAUUAGUAUGAGUUAAUUAUGCAAACAAUAAGUAGUUUAUCCAAUGAAUUCAAAGAUGUAUAAUAGUAACAAGUACAACUAUAUUUAUAUUACUAAGUUUAAUCAUUAUGUUUCAAAGAUUGAAAAGGAUUUAUCUCUUAUGUAAAAAUUCACUUAAUUUGAUCAAGUUGCAACUGAACUUAAAUUACUUAAGUAAGAGAAAGAAUAAUUAUAAAAUCAACUUAUAGAAAGUGAAAAGUUAAAUUUAGAGAAUCAAUAAGUGAUAAAUGACUUUAAGAAACAUGAUGCUGAAUAAAUAAAAUAAAUAUCUGAUUUAAGGAAUCAAAAUCAAGGUUUAUUAGUUUAAAUAAAAGAACUUGGAUAAUAAAGUAAAUAAUAAAUCCUAUUUAAUUUAUUAAAGAAACUUAAUGUGAACUUAUACUUAACGAGAAACAAGCAGAAUUGCAAAUUUGCUAACAGUCUAAUCAGAAGAAUGAGCAAAUGAUGAAGUAAUUAUAACAAACUUUAGUAUAAUUAAAAGAUAUAUUAGAAGCAGGAGUGGUAAUUCUCUUAAUUACUUACAUUCUCAACAACUUAUAAACAUAGUUCUUGUUCAGUAACUUAAAAUGGAAAAGUUAUUGAGAAUAGCUCUGGUGGUUGGAAUUGCUGUAUGUGUGAUUAAAUGAUUCCUAAGAAUGGUGUGAUCUAAUUUGCUAUUAAAAUAAUUGAAAUCAGUUGUAUUAUGAUAGGAAUUGGUUUUAGGGAUAUUGUGUAGAGUAAGGGUUACUAUGAUUGUCAUUCUAUUGGAGGAGGGUAUGUUUAUUAUAUUAAUAGUUGAUAAAUAGAACAUAUAAUAUAUACAAUAAUGGUUAUUGUUAUAAUCAUGAUUAAUAAGAUAAAGAUAAUAAAAAAAUAGCAUUUGAAUUUUCAACAAAUGAUAUUAUAAUUGUUGAAGUAGAUAUUCAAAAGAAGUAUAUUAAAUGGACAAAGUAAUUAACAAAUGAAUCAUUUGUAUCAAUAUUAAAUUAUUAUUAUUAGACUUUGACUAUUGAUACAUCCAAAGAUUUAUAUCCAUGUGUACAUUUACAUAACAGAUGUAAAAUAGAAAUAUUAAAUUAACUAUUCAAAUGA
Messenger RNA from Paramecium primaurelia, 3134 nucleotides. Lineage: Eukaryota; Ciliophora; Oligohymenophorea; Peniculida; Parameciidae. The record is from the annotation of a GenBank genome assembly.